AUGUACUUCACAAGUAUAUCUACUGCUCAGACUACUGACUGUCUGCACUUGAGGGAGCAAUGUAUAAAUGAUGCAAAUGGAUGUAAGAGUGUCUGGAAUGUUGUUGAAGAUGUCUGCAAUAUUUCAGGUAAUAGAUGCAAGGCAGAAGAUGCUAUUGAAUGUAAUAGAAUCAUCCAGGUCCUGGCUGAGGAAUACCCAGAAUUUAAAAACUGUGUCUGCACUACAGACGAUCUCUGUAGCAUCACAACUUUGCUUGGGAAACAGUGCAGCCUUGAUAAAGAAUAUUUUGAAACUUCCUCAAGAUCAGAUACUGGACUGAGUUUUAGGCAACACAGAAACCCCAAAGACCAAAUUCACCCAGAAGAAUUAGAGAAUGACUGCAGUAUUGCAAAGCAACGCUGCCGAGAGGACCCUUACUGUUUUCUAGUGUAUAAGAGCUUCCAGCAAGCAUGCCAGGCAGAUGCAGCAAAAUGCAGGCUCCCGAUGGUCAACCAGGAGUGUUUGUCAGCAUGGAAAGAACUGAGGAAAACAGUUCUGGGAGAGUGCAAGUGCUCAGACCCACAUCAGCUGAGAUGCGUUAAAAUAUGGAAGGGAAUAAUUACCAACCCUUGUUUACAAUAUUCUCAAGAGAGCCAAGCUUCAGCAGCUAGUGAAAAUGAUGAUGAUCAUGAUGAUGGUGAUGUUGAUGAUGAGAAAAAUCAGGACACCGACACAGACAAUAUUAGUACGGAAACAAAAUUACACUGGAGUUUGUCUGCUCUCUCCAAACAAGCAUACACAGCAAACAGAACCUGUUUGGAUGUGAACAAGGAGUGUGUUGAAGAUGAAGUAUGUAACAAACAGUUGUCCCUGUACCUUAAGGUUUGCUCAGUAAAUAAGAAGUGCAACAUGGAAGAAUGUCAAGCAGCCAUAAGGUUCUUCUAUCAAAACAUGCCUUUUGAAGUUGCCCAAAUGAUGACAUUUUGUGAUUGUAUCCAGCCUGAUGAAUCCUGCCACAGAGCCAGAGAACUUCUUCAUGGCAAGCCCUGUGCAGUUACUGCAGUUCCACCCCCAUCAUGUCUGAAUGUAAUCCAUGUAUGUGAAGAGAAUGAACUGUGCAGGAAAAAAUACACAACUUUUCGGUCAAAGUGUUGGAGACACGUGACAAAAAAAUGCUACGAUGAUGAAGCUUGUCUUGAAACUUUAAUCAAGGGUGACAUGCCCUGUUCUGCAAAUGCUGAUUGCAAAGCAGCCUACAUUAGCAACUGGGGCACGAUGCUGCGCGUGGAGUGCACCUGCCAGAAUUUACUUCCCACAGAGCAGCCUUUGUGCAAGCUCUUCCAUCACAUGCUUCACAGCAAAUCCUGCUUCAGUGAGUUACGUCAAAUUUCCAUUAAGAAGAAAGGUUUCCAUUGGGUAAAUACAGAAAUGCCAGGAGAAAAGCUUUCCAGAGCACAGCUCCAUUCUUCUUCAAUCAAUGGUGAAACAGUCUACAUUAUUGCCUAUUCCUCCUGCAUAGUUCUCAUCCUAGGAAUAGUCCUGUUGACUCUCCUAAAGAUCAGAGCCUGCAGAACAAAACAUGAGUCAAGAAGUCCCUCACCAGACCAUUCUUCUGAAACAUUUAUGGUCCGUUAUAAAAGUCACAGAUGA
Aptenodytes forsteri (emperor penguin) is the source of this 1629-nucleotide messenger RNA. RefSeq names its product GDNF family receptor alpha like (gene GFRAL). The record is from RefSeq and is a predicted model, not a curated record. Gene Ontology annotation, molecular function: signaling receptor activity. The transcript is spliced from 9 exons. Bases 1 to 1629 code for a protein of 542 amino acids. Gene Ontology annotation, biological process: nervous system development. Gene Ontology annotation, cellular component: external side of plasma membrane; signaling receptor complex. Lineage: Eukaryota; Metazoa; Chordata; Aves; Sphenisciformes; Spheniscidae.